AUAGAAUAUUUAUCAGGGUGCUAUAUGUUAUGUAAACUGAAAGCUUGCUGGAGUGGGGGGGAGCCACAAAGUUUUACGAAACAGACUCUUUGAAUUCGUUGCGUUGUAGUACGACGAUGUGUUCUGUUACAAAUAUAUAUGUAUUUUUGUGACAUUCGCCUUUGGCCGUGCCUUUACACGAACAAAAUCAUAGAAACUGUUAUUUACAGGAAACCGUGAUACUGAAAGAAGAGUCUGUACUGACAGUUUACGUCUGUUUCAAGGGCAUUAUCUUGUGGACCUUUUAGACAUGCUGCAGUCAUUCAAGCUUUUCUUCAACUGUAACCUGGUGCGAUCACGCUCCUACUCUGGAUAUUAUGUCUCUCGAGUGAGGUACCUUAAGAGAUUAAAGGAGGACGAUGAGGCAUGUCGAGAGGCACUGAAGUCUGGGAUCUUUCUACUGUAUCAUAAGCUUUCUCCUCUACUGCGAGAGACCAGCAGUGGCAUUUACACAUUGGCUUCUCUAAAAACCUCAGAUUUGGAACACAUACUGGAGAAGGUUGGAAAGGACAAACACUUUGUUAACGAAUCUUUUCUUCUGGGAUGCACUGACAAGGGUGAACCCCAAUUCUCACUGGAAGUAGGUGAUAUAGACCGCAGUGCAUUGGAGCAGGAGUGUAGAGGUAUGUUUGUGGACCUCAGGAAAGCUUUCUUCAUGUUACCUGGACCAGAGUCUCCUCUUGCGGCCAAAGGACAAGCUCUCCUUCGAUGGCACCAGACUAAUUGCUUUUGCAGUGCCACUGGGCAGCCUACCAUCAGGAACCAAUCAGGAAGUUUCAGAGUUUGCCACAGCAGUGGCAUCACCUACUACCCCAAAAUGGCACCUGUUGUGAUCGUGCUGGUGUCUGAUGGGAGCAGAUGUUUGCUGGCGCGCCAGACCAUGUUUCCUCUAGGCAUGUACAGCGCGCUCUCUGGCUUCUGUGACAUGGGAGAGUCAGUGGAGGAGACCCUGCACAGAGAGGUGGCAGAAGAGGUGGGUCUAGAGGUAAAGAACAUUCAGUACUCUGGAUCACAGCACUGGCCAUUCCCACAAAGCUCCUUUAUGUUAGCCUGCCACGCAACUGUAAACCCAGACAAAACGCAGGUGAAUAUUGACAAGGCAGAACUUGAGGAUGCUCGCUGGUUCACUUAUGAAGAAAUAACAGAAGCACUACGGAAACCGCCACUUGACCCCAGAAGAGAGCCACCUGUGUUCUGGGUCCCGCCUUCUUAUGCCAUAGCCAAUCAGCUCAUUCAAGAAUGGGCCAAUCAGCAACAACUAUCAAGAAAAUUACAUGGACUUAAGUAAUCAUGUAUCUAAUAUGCAUUAUGUUACCACUAAUUUAAGAACUUGAAGAUAAAAUAGACAUGAAAACCU
Molecule: messenger RNA, 1396 nt
Organism: Sinocyclocheilus rhinocerous
Lineage: Eukaryota; Metazoa; Chordata; Actinopteri; Cypriniformes; Cyprinidae
Product: nucleoside diphosphate-linked moiety X motif 13-like
Exons: 9
Coding region: 290-1327 (345 amino acids)
Molecular function (GO): hydrolase activity
Source: RefSeq, a predicted model, not a curated record